AUGUUGAACUGCUCAGGAACAGCCGGGUUAGCGCUCGUAGAAGCAACAGCAGGUGCUACCGCAGGAGCAGCGUUCGAAGCGGGAUUCAACUCCAUGGCGGGAGGAGAAAUUGCUGGCCUCCCCAUGUGGAGGCGGCUCUGUGUCGCCACUUGCCCCCGUUCGCCCUGGAACUCUCUCUGUGCUGCGCUGUUCACCCUGUGUCCCCCACCCCCUGCUGCCCCUCACCCACCCUGUGUUACCCGCCAGGCUGACCUCCCCCGCAUGGCGGCUGUGUGCCAUCGCUGGCGCCCGCUCGCCCUCGACCCCUCGCUGCUGACCUCCCCCGUGUGGCGGCUGUGUGCCGCCGCUGGCGCCCCGCUCGCCCUGGACCCCUCGCUGUGCUGUGCUGCCUUCUGCCGCUCCCACCGCCUGCUCUCCCUGCGCCUCCCCCCCUCCGCUGCCCCAGCACCACCAACGCCAGCAUCAGCAUCAGCACCAGCAUCAGCAUCUGCAUCAGCAGCAGCAGCAGCAGCAGCAGCAGCAGCAUCAGCACCAGCACCAGCUGUAACAGCAGCACCAGUGCCAGAGGCAAAGGGGGAUAAGCUAUCAUCCCCUCUCCUCCAUUCUGCUUCCGCUCCUGCAGUGCGCUCCUGUGCCCGCUCCCACCCCCCUCCCCUCCCCUCGUCCCCCACUCCUCGCACCGCCCGCCGUGGCCCCCCCUCCCUUCUCUCGCUCCUCGCCUCGCCGGAGUUCGCUCUCUCGCACCCCAUUGGCCGCACCGACUCCAUUGCCAGCCUGGCAGUGCGCUUCCACGUGCAGGUGGGUCACGCUGACACGUGGCAUCCUGAUGGUGCUGCCACGUGGGAUGCUAUGGACAUCCGCCGGCUCAACAACAUCAUGAGCGACCAUGCCAUCCACACGCGCACGCGCCUCCUCAUCCCCAUCCCCCCCUCGCGCCGCCCGGCUGAGCUGGUGCGGCGGCACUGCGCCGUCCAGUUUGAUUCGCACGCGCGGCGGGAGGUGCUGCUGGUGUUCCAAGAGGGGGACGAGGGGGAGAUUCGGCGAUCGUAUGGAGAGGCACGGAACAACAGGUGCUUAUAG
This is a messenger RNA of Closterium sp. Naga37s-1, 1080 nucleotides long. Lineage: Eukaryota; Viridiplantae; Streptophyta; Zygnematophyceae; Desmidiales; Closteriaceae. The record is from the annotation of a GenBank genome assembly.